AUGCAAUAUCAAAAGAUUGGACAUACUGAUAUUGAAAUAUCUCGUGUAAUUCUUGGUUGUGGAUGUUUUGGUGGUAUUGGUUCGGCUCCAUCAUUAUUUAAUCAAGGAGAAAAUGAAGAACAAGCACAUGAAAUUCUUGAUGCUGCUGUACAUCUUGGUAUAACAACAUUUGAUACGGCUGAUGCUUAUGGAGGCGGUAGAAGUGAAUUAUAUAUAGGAAAUUGGUUAAAAAAAUGUGAUGAAAAAGUUAGAAAUAAUAUAGUGUUGAGUUCAAAAACCUAUAAUCCAAUUUUUGUUGGCGAUAGUAAGGGAUUAUCAAAAGAAAGAAUAUCAGAGAAAAUUGAUGGCACACUACAGCGUCUUGGAACAAAACAGUUGGAUAUGUAUCUUUCGCAUGAAAUGGAUGAAGAAACACCAUUAGAAGAAACACUUAGUUGUUUUAAUGAAUUACAAAAAUGUGGAAAAAUACGUGCAUUUGGUGCAUCAAAUAUUACUUGUGAAGAAUUAGAAAAAAGCAUAUCUAUUUGUAAUAAUCUUGGUUUAAAUAGAUAUGAAUGGGUACAAAAUCCAACGUCAUUAUUAAAUUAUCGAGAAGUUGAAAAAAUGUUACAAAUAUGCUCAAGAUAUGGUCUAGGCUUUACUCCUUAUAGUCCAUUAGCUGGCGGAUGGUUAACAGGAAAAUAUCAAAAAGGUCUCAAUUAUGAACUUGGUUCUCGAAUGACAUUACGACCUGAACCAUAUGAAAUUUAUGUUAAACAUCAAGAUAGUAUAUAUGAUGGGUUAAAUUCAAUGAGAAAAAUUAGUAAAGAACGAUUUGGUAAUAUAAGUAUUGCCGGUUUAAGUUUAGCUUGGUUACUUAGUGAUUCUCGAAUAACAGGAAUAAUUAUUGGACCUCGCAAACCAGAGCACUUGGAACCUAUACGUGAAGCAUUAAAUACGCGUCUUAAUGAAACUGAUCGAAUCGACUUAGCUAAUUUAUUUCCAGUAUUGUAA
Rotaria sordida is the source of this 993-nucleotide messenger RNA. Lineage: Eukaryota; Metazoa; Rotifera; Eurotatoria; Philodinida; Philodinidae. The record is from the annotation of a GenBank genome assembly.